AUGCCCAGUUCGAAUACCCUCAUGCAAGCCAUAGACGACCCCCGUGGGAUACCGGUGACACAAUGGAUCGCUACGUUGACCGCGAUUGGAGUGGUUAUCCUUGUCGGACAGGCGCUACGCGCUCGUAGAAUGUUGUCGGAAGUCAAAAAUCUUCCUGGGGUCAAAUAUUUCCUGAGCACCCAGUCUAUGUUGACAGUCUUUUUUCCAUAUAUCCCUUAUGUCAACCCGGGCUGGGUGUACAUCCCUUUUCCAGUGUAUAAAACGUAUAAUUCGGAUGUCGUGACCGUCACCGGUCUCUUCCCUCGCCCAACGGUCAUUCUAUGCGUAGCUGAUGCGAGCGUCGCAAAGGAGAUUGCCAUGAACCGUGCGGCGUUUCCAAAGCCGGUCGAACUCUACGGUUCCAUCGAUGUUUAUGGGCCAAACGUUGUUUCAUUAGAAGGAGAUGAAUGGAAGAUGCACAGAAAGAUUACCGCGCCAUCUUUCAAUGAGCGGAACAACCGCCUCGUCUUCGACGAAACAACCAAAAUCACAUUGGAGCUCUUUGCACUUUGGGGAAAGAAUGACAAUAAGCCAGUGACUGUGACAAAUAUGGUUAAUAUCAUGGAAAAGUUCACUUUGAUGGUUAUUGCCAGAGCCGCAUUUGCCAUUGAGUUCGGAUGGGAGGAAGACAAAGCCGAAAGACCAAAGGGUCGAACACAUUCGUUUUCAGGCGCACUACGGACCAUCUUAGAACAUCUACUCCUUCGUAUUGCUUUACCGGACUCGAUACUCGGACUCUGGAAAUCUGGGCGUGAGACUCGAUCGGCAUUUCGAGAAUUCAAGGCUCGUCGCUCAGAUUAUAUGCUUGAAGUGAUUGAAGAAAGGAGAAUCAACCCAGAAGGUAGACAGCGUGCAGACGUUUUGAGCAACAUGCUCGAUGCUGUGGCAGAGGAGGCAGAGCGCAAGGAAUUAGGCGCAUACUCAUUUGGAGACGCGGAAAUGUUGAGGAACAUGUUCAUCUUCCUGUUGGCCGGACAUGAGACGACAGCGCAUUCACUCUCUUUCGUAUUGGCUCUUUUGGCUGUUCAUCAAGACGUCCAAGAGGCUGCGUAUCAAAGCCUCCAAAAACUUGUUCCGAUUGGAGAAUCAUUGUCUUAUAGCCAUAUCACCAAGUGGACUUAUGGUCUUGCCAUCUUCUAUGAAGCAUUGCGACUGUUCCCUCCGGUGACAUCGAUCCCAAAAUAUGCGGCUGAGAAUACAUCAAUCACCACUUACUCCAACGACGGACAAAACACUCCCGUCGUAAUACCCGUUCCAAAGGGCACCGUAGUCAACAUUAGCAUGUUAGGACUACACUACAAUCCGAAAUACUGGAGUGACCCCUACCGCUUCAAUCCGGAACGAUUCCUUGGAGAGUACAACAAGGACGCAUUCUUUCCAUUUGCUUCGGGGCCAAGAGCAUGCAUGGGCCGUCGAUUUGGAGAAAUCGAGGCAGUCACCUUUAUCGCGCAACUUGUGCACACGUAUCGCUUUACUGCUGCGGAAGGGCCUCCAAACGAGACGCAGGAGCAACUUGAAAGGAGGCUAUUAGAAUGGAAGCUGGGAAUACCGACCCUACACCCCGUAAAAGUUCCUCUGACCUUUACCAGAAGAAUAUAA
This is a messenger RNA of Serendipita indica DSM 11827, 1638 nucleotides long. NCBI's taxonomy places the organism in Eukaryota, Fungi, Basidiomycota, Agaricomycetes, Sebacinales, Serendipitaceae. The record is from the annotation of a GenBank genome assembly.